Molecule: messenger RNA, 992 nt
Organism: Arabidopsis lyrata subsp. lyrata
Lineage: Eukaryota; Viridiplantae; Streptophyta; Magnoliopsida; Brassicales; Brassicaceae
Exons: 2
Coding region: 116-733 (205 amino acids)
Molecular function (GO): mRNA binding
Source: RefSeq, a predicted model, not a curated record
CAAUAUGGGCCUUGAGGCCUAUGUUAAGCUGGCCCAUUUACCUUAAGCCCAAUUUAAUUUCUAUAUUUCCGAAGAAAAGAUAGAAAAAAACGCAACGACUCAGCGAAGUACGAGUAUGAGCCGCAAGAGAGAUAAACCCUACACAUAUCGUCACACACCGGCGCGUAUUUCGAAACGCCGGCGACCAUGGGCGCCUCCGUCAUUUGAACACGAUGAAAUCAUCGACAAACCGAUCACCAAACCUCCGCCGCCACCGGCGCUGGUAGUUACAGGGCUCCCCGCCAACUGUUCAGUCCUGGAGCUAAAAUCUCGAUUCGAGAUCUACGGUUCAAUCUCCAGAAUCCGAAUCGAUAAAGACGGAUUUGGCUCCGUUUCGUAUCGAACCGCCGAGUCAGCAGAAGCUGCGAUUGCUGGUAGUCACGAGCCUUCUUUCGGUAUCUCCAUCGAUUCCAAAAAGUUGGAGGUGGUUUGGGCGACGGAUCCGUUGGUGAAAUGUAGGGAAGGUGUGACGGUUGGAGAAGGAAAGGAUAAGACGUUGUCGUCUUCGUCGAAGCUGUUACGACCUGUGAUGCCUUUGAGAAAACAUGGGAGAAGUAGUAGAUUAGCAUCAGCUAUUGUUAAUCCGAGAAGUGAUAAUACUAACGAAAUUAGUGGAGGUGGCGGAGUUUUGACUCCGGCGACGAUAAGGGAACUUAAACAGAGAGAUAUAGUAACCUACGACGAUAUCCUUUAACAUCAUCUAGUACAAUUAUAGUAACUUUUUUUGUGUUUCCGCUAAAACUUUGAUUCUUUUACAUUUUACGGUUUCUCAAUUUUAGUGGGUGUUAAUUUCACCUUUUACCAAAAAAUAAAAUUUUAGUGGGUGUAAAAUAAAAAAAAAAAAUUAGUGGGUGUAAGUUUGGUUCUUUCUCUUUUCAGAAAUUGGACAAAUUCUGUAUUUUUAAGCGUGUAAUUCUAAACAAAUAUUGUGAAUCCGAGUUGAGUUUCGUUUA